Messenger RNA from Megalops cyprinoides (Indo-Pacific tarpon), 2369 nucleotides. Its product is annotated as NADPH oxidase 4. The record is from RefSeq and is a predicted model, not a curated record. Gene Ontology annotation, molecular function: superoxide-generating NAD(P)H oxidase activity. Gene Ontology annotation, biological process: superoxide anion generation; defense response. The transcript is spliced from 18 exons. NCBI's taxonomy places the organism in Eukaryota, Metazoa, Chordata, Actinopteri, Elopiformes, Megalopidae. Gene Ontology annotation, cellular component: NADPH oxidase complex; plasma membrane. Bases 301 to 2019 code for a protein of 572 amino acids.
GUAGAAAGAACUUUUUGUCCAGCGGCUGCUGGAGUAUCCCUGGCUGUGAUCGCUUGAACGUAAUGAGAAGAAUGGCCGGUUUUCAUUUAUAAAUUAGUUAGCCGGGCUCGGCGCUUGUGGACAAGAACCGACAAACUUGCAAAUAUGCAAAUAAAAAGAAUGCAGAUCAAAGAUAACUGAAAAAAGCACCGUAUAGCGCCAUUGGCGUAUAGAGGAAGGUAUUUCAGUCGAGAACUGCGGGAAAGGGAAUCUAAAUUUCCAAACUGGCAAACCUGCUGAAAAAUCACCUCCAGUUUAAAUAUGGCUUUGUCCUGGAGAAGCUGGAUCGCGAACGAAGGUGGCAAACAUAUAAUUCUGGUUGUGUGGCUCGGCGCGAAUACGUGGUUGUUCUGGAGAACAUUCAUAUUAUACUACAGUAGUCCGCAAUACUAUUAUCUUCACAAGAUGCUUGGGCUAGGAUUGUGUAUUAGCAGAGCCUCGGCAUCCGUCCUCAACCUCAACAGCAGCCUGGUACUCCUGCCCAUGUGCCGCUCCAUGCUGACUUGUCUCAGAGGCUCUCACAAGCUGAUGAGCAGGAAAGGCAGGCGGCUCAUGGAUAAAAGUAAGACCUUCCACAUGGCCUGCGGCGUCGCCAUUUGUGUCUUCUCAGCGGUCCACGUGUCGGCCCACUUGGUGAACGCUCUCAGCUUCUCUGUCAGGUACUCGGAGGAGUUCCCCUCUCUCAACGUUGCACGCCACAGGGGAGAGGAUCCUCGGAUUAUUAUCUUAACCACUGUCCCGGGGGUCACUGGCGUCCUUCUGGUACUCAUCCUCUUCCUGAUGUUCACAGCCUCGUCCUACUGCAUAAGAGUCUCCAGCUAUGAAAUAUUCUGGUACACACACAACCUCUUCAUUGUCUUCUAUGUCGUGCUGUUGGUGCAUGCCAUUGGGGGUGCUCUGAAAUACCAGACGAAUGUGGACACUCACCCUCCUGGCUGUUUUAGGCCAAACAGAACAGACCCAAAGACCGGGUCUAGUGCACACCCUGAGCAGGAGCCUGUUCUUGGGGCUUCUGAGCUGCCUGUGGGCGGGGACGGCUUCAACAGCAUCUGCAAAGAGGAGGCUCGCUUCCAGGCCCACUUUCCUGAGACUUGGCUGUGGGUGUCAGGCCCGCUGUGUCUGUACUGUGCUGAGAGGCUGUACAGGUAUGUCCGCAGCAGCACACCUGUCACCAUUGUGUCAGUCGUCAGCCAUCCCUGUAACGUCAUUGAGGUGCGCAUGGUGAAGAACAGCUUCAAGGCCAGGCCUGGUCAGUAUAUUGUUUUGAACUGUCCCAGCGUGUCAUCACUUGAAGGCCACCCCUUCACUUUGACAGCGUGUCCUACAGAGAGGAAGGCGACGUUUGGAAUCCAUCUUCGUGUCGUAGGAGACUGGACUGAGCGGUUCACAGAACUCUUGCUUCCUGAUCCGAGUAUGGAUUCAGAGAUUCUUCCUAUUGUCAAUCAAAGAAGAUAUCCCAAGUUGUAUAUUGACGGGCCCUUUGGGAGUCCAUCUGAGGAAGUGUUUAACUACGAGGUCAGCCUCUGUGUGGCGGGUGGGAUUGGAGUCACUCCCUUUGCCUCCGUGCUGAACGCACUGCUGGACGAGUGGCAGCGGUACAAACUCAGGAGGAUCUAUUUCAUCUGGGUCUGCAGGGAGCUCCAGUCUUUCUACUGGUUUGCUGACCUGCUGUGUGCACUGCACCAAAAGCUCUGGCAGGACAAUCGUCCAGACUACUUCAACAUCCAGCUGUACCUCAGCAAUGCAGAGGGCUUGCAGAAUAUGUCAGAGGAACGGUACCGGGCCCUGAGUUCCAGGCUUCUGAUUGGACGUCCUAGGUGGAAACUGCUGUUUGAGGAGAUUGGGAAGGCCAAUAAGCACAAACGUGUUGGUGUCUUCUGCUGUGGGCCAAAAGGAAUUUCAAAAACACUACACAAACUCUGCAACUCCAACCGCUUCUUUGGGACCACGUUUGAAUAUAACAAGGAGUCGUUCAGCUGAGACUGUGUGAGGAGGACACUGUACACUGAAGUGCAAUGACAGAUGAGAGGAGAUGCAGUCUUUUAUUAGAGAAUGGGAGCAAAGUGUUACCUUAUUACACAGAGAUGGACUUAUUCAAAGAAAUGGUAAGAAAUGUGUCGCAGUUUUAGUGAAUUUCAAUCCAAAGUUUCUACUUUGUAUUAAAGGUAGAAGAAAUGUGGACUGUAGGGCAUUAUUUCCUGAAGCCCAAAGAGUGCAACCAAUUUUUAAAGUAUCAAGAUCUUAAAGUGCAAUUGGAAUUUGUAUUUUUUUCAAAAGCUUUUCAGCUUGAUCUUUUCUACUAUUGUGAAAAAAAUGUUAAUACUAAGUCU